AUGGCUAUUGCAUUGGACAGAGCAGAUUUAGAACAUUUCCUUCAUCGCAGAAAGUUCUGCUGGACGCUGCUGGCCUCGGCUCGAUGCAGCCCCAGAGAGUCACCCGAGGGAAUGAGCAAACCCCAGAGUGAGAAUUACCGACCCGAACAAGCAGGAAACAGGAAACGCUCGCGUUUGGGGAGGCUGAAGCCGGCGCGGCAGCCCGGCCGCCGGGGGCGAGCUGACAUGCAGGCUCCCCGCGCAGCCCUCGUCUGCGCCCCGCUCCUCGCGCUCCUGCACGCCGCCCAGGGUAAUGAUGAGGAACCAGAACAGUCAGGAGAUAUACCCCAGGAAAAUGUAAGAACAAAUGAAGAAACUCCUGCAAGCACAUUUGCUGCAAUGACCACAGAAACAUUACCUACAGAUAUGAAUUCCACCCUCAUUGCCGAGGACACGAGUCAGUUAGAGUUUAUAUUAGUGGUGUUGGUACCAGUGAUUUUAUUGGUCCUCCUGCUUUCCUCAGUGGUCCUCAUUGUAAUAAACUACAAAAGAAAAAGAACUAAACAAGAGCCUUCUAGCCAAGGAUCUCAGAGUGCUUUACAGACAUAUGAACUGGGAAGUGAAAACCUGAAAGUGCCUAUUUUUGAGGAGGACACACCUUCUGUUAUGGAAAUAGAAAUGGAGGAGCUUGAUAAAUGGAUGAACAGCAUGAAUAGAAAUGCUGACAGUGAAUGUUUACCUACUUUGAAGGAAGAAAAGGAAUCAAACCACAACCCAAGUGACAAUGAAUCCUAAAACUGAAUGGUGCUAAUGUUUUCCAAGAGAAGCAGCCCCCAAGGGAUCCUGCUGGGCCUGCCAACAGAGGAUGAAGAGGAUACAAAUUUAAUUAAUUUCAAAUCACUGUAGACACAGCACCUUUUGCUGUU
Messenger RNA from Cynocephalus volans (Philippine flying lemur), 905 nucleotides. RefSeq names its product transmembrane protein 154 (gene TMEM154). The record is from RefSeq and is a predicted model, not a curated record. The coding region runs from base 1 to 774 and encodes 257 amino acids. NCBI's taxonomy places the organism in Eukaryota, Metazoa, Chordata, Mammalia, Dermoptera, Cynocephalidae. The transcript has 8 exons.